Lytechinus pictus (painted urchin) is the source of this 4105-nucleotide messenger RNA. Its product is annotated as ras-related C3 botulinum toxin substrate 1-like. Gene Ontology annotation, molecular function: GTP binding; GTPase activity; protein kinase binding. The record is from RefSeq and is a predicted model, not a curated record. Bases 1747 to 2334 code for a protein of 195 amino acids. NCBI's taxonomy places the organism in Eukaryota, Metazoa, Echinodermata, Echinoidea, Temnopleuroida, Toxopneustidae. The transcript has 5 exons. Gene Ontology annotation, cellular component: cell projection; cytoskeleton; cytoplasmic vesicle. Gene Ontology annotation, biological process: small GTPase-mediated signal transduction; establishment or maintenance of cell polarity; regulation of cell shape.
AUGACCGAAUCACCUUCGACCAAUCAAACAUCACUCCAAGUCGAAUUGGCGCCUGUAGUAGCCUCAGCGAGAUACAAAAUAAUACCAACCAUUCUCUAAUUAUGUCUACUCAACCGCGGUAUCACUUCGUGGGCUUUCGCGAUGCAUCGGACGGUAAAGUUAAGCUUCAAUGAGUCAAAAUAACCAGAAGUGACCAUUAUAAUGAUAUUCUGGUUCUGGGAAUAGAGUCGGUCAAGCUGCUGGUCAUUUUUAUCAGUCAGUUGUUGUGCGAUGUUCCGGUAAGAGAGAACCCAUUCAUUAUUAUAUAUGGGGCAGCGGCACAGCUAAUUCACGGACAUAUCUGGAUAUUAAAUAGGGCCUAUAUUAAGUUGUCUAACUCUAUCUUCUUAACAAAUUUGUUUAUAUACAGCGCUAUGGAUCACUUUUGAAAUGAUUCCAACAUUUUGAGUGUCACCAUAAUAGUUGUGAACAUAGAAUACAUCUACUUAACUGCGUGUUUAUCUACCAGCAUUAUUUUUGUACUUAGAACCCCGCUUAGAACCCUGGAAUAGGAACUUACGGAGAAAUAUCAAAACACUGCAUGUCAUUGCUCAUACUUUACUGUUAUCCAACCAUUGGAGAGUCAACAACUGUGUUAUGGUGUGAGAACAGUCUGCUCCAAAUCCCAGGUAUAGGAGUUUUGGAAUUCCUACAUAUCCGGUUGACUGGGUUUACAGAAGAGAGCAACUAUUUUCUAUAGUACAACGACCAGCUCAAACAAUAUUUAAAGUUCAGACAGGCUGUAUACCGUGUACGUGGUGUAUUGGAGUGAAUCCUGUUUAAUGUAGCAGUACUGCACCAGAAACAUUUAAGUUCAAUAUUCAUGCUGGAGAUAUUUGCAGUGUAAUUGAGCUACGGGAGUUCUAUGGUCUGUUAGCAGGAGUUUAAUCACGCUGUGAUAUAUUAUAAUAUAUAUAUAUUGUGUAAACAUCUGGUGCAAACAUCGAGAAACAACUUCUUGGUACAACGAAGCUAGAAAAGCUGUUUUGAUAUUAUCAUCAAGGAAAUGCUAGUCAGAAAUCAAAAGGGAAAUUGAAUCGCUGAUCUUCCCUUUUUUUGUCUAAAUGAAUCAAAGCCAUACCAUUGCUUCUUGUAGCGAGGGACACUGAAUUAUGAUCAGGUUGACGACGAUGGAAUAUGUUUAGCUUUCACGUUGAUAAACAUUGGAAUUUCGAAUCUCCCUACUGAUUGGGAUAUAUUAGCUUAUGUAGAGCGCAUCCAGGUGUCAGUGGGAGAGAGGUUUUCUUCAUUUUGUCAAGUGAUUUUUUUUUGUGAUAAUCCUUGAAAAUAGGAAUCCUCUGUCAAAAAGAUGAUAUAGUCUAGCUUUACUUACUGAUUGAUUGUGACGCCGCCCCCCCCCCCCCCCAUUCCACCGAGAAUAAACAGAGUACAGUAUACCUCUAUGCGGAUUUUAACGUUUAUCCGACAUUAUAAUGAGCUUCGAUUAAUGCAGUCAUCAUCCUCAUUUUCUAAAUGGGAUUUUGUCAUGCCUUUCCGCAAUUUCGCUAAUAAGAAUUGAGGACUGUGAUUUACUCAUUGAGUUAAUGAACUUCGACAGUCUAGCUAUUGGUAAAGCGAUUUAUUCUUAGCUGCUCAUAUAGGAAGGAAAAGACUAAGAUUUAUGGUAACAGUGAGGAGGAUAUUCAUCCCAUUCAUUUGAUAAGUCGAUUGGAUUUAUGAACCAUUAUUGAUCGAAAGACAAUCGACAUGGAAGCUAACAAGGAUAUCAAAUGUGUGAUCGUUGGAGAUGGAUUCGUUGGUAAAACAUGUCUGCUGAUUUCUUUCACUACCAAUCGUUUUCCAGGGGAAUAUGCUCCAACUGUAUUCGAUCAUUAUGCAAUGAAGACUGUGGUAGAUGAAACUCGGGUAUCAUUGAGUCUAUGGGAUACAGCGGGACAGGAUACCUAUGCACAGGUCAGACCACUAUCAUAUGCAAAUGCGGACGUAUUUUUGGUCUGUUUUUCAACGGUGAACAUGGACUCACGUGACAAUGUCUCAUUGAAAUGGGUACCUGAGGUUCGUCAACACCAGCCAAACACACCAAUCAUCAUCGUCGGUACAAAGAUUGAUCUUAGAGAUGACAGGGAGACGAUAGAUGCCCUUCAGAAACAGAAACAUAAACCAGUCACGUUUGAGGAGGGUGUUCAGAUUUCCAAAAGCGUGAUGGCUUUGGCUUACACGGAGUGCUCAGCCAAAAAUCAAGAUGGCGUCAUCGAGGUAUUCAACCAGGCAGUCAGGGCGUCACUCAAUCCAAACAUAUUUAAGAAAAAGAAAAAGAGAUGUACUUUACUCUAAUGAUAUUGGUUGUAUCAUGUAGUUAGAUGAAAUAAUUUUUGUACAUAUUUGUUACUUAAAAUGCAAUGAUAUAUGAAAUAUAUUUAUUCGUCAGUGUAAUCUUCUAAUAAUGCAUACUUUAUUGUACCUUAGUUUGUAUCGUUACUGAGUGUUGGGAAUAAAGGUCUUUGAAGUGAAGUUUUGAUUUAUGUGAACUCAUGGGACCUUUUCUUUUUCACCCCCCCCCCCCCCCCCCUCCUUACCGAAACUUUUUUCUAUGUCUGCUGGUUGAUUCUUACAAAAGCUAAGGAGAUGAGCAAUUUACUCAAUGGUGCAUAAAUCACUGUUAAACUAAUAUUGUUCUAGCAUUUUAAAAAAAAUAGUUUUUAGACAUGGGUUCCAUUUUGUAAUAUCUUCGUUAUCUAUCAUGUCUAUGAAGACUUUUUACUUAAUAUUGCAUAAUUACAUUGAAUCUAAUUGAAAUCAAGUGAUGAUAAAGAAAAUCGACCAAAUGCAAAAGGAAUGUGAUGAUAACAAUGUAUGUGUCACUAAUUCGAAAUUAACCAGUUUGUUUUCCAAUAUAUUUCAUUUGUUCCUGCUAAACGCAUUUCUACUAAGAAGGUAGUCAGGUGACAUAUGAAAAUAUUACAGUCACAAAUAUUGCGAGUACAAGCCAGAGUUUUGGCAAAGAGCAACGAGUCUUACAAACCUAAAUUGCCAACUAUCAUAGCAUAAUAGGGUUUUUGCCAAUUAAAACAUGAUUCUGGUGACUGGUAUAAAGGAUUUUAUGUCAUUCUUUUUCCUCAUGCUCUUCACAAUUUGCAGUAUACUUGGCCUUUCCUUGAAAAAAAAAGGAAACCUGAAUUCCCAACUAUCAAAGAGAUGCAUUUAUUUUUGGCUAAUUGGAACACCUUUCUGCUGCCUGGUAGAAAGAAUUUUUGUAUGAUUAUUUUUCUUCAUGUUAUUCACAAUUUGCAGUAGAGUAGUGGGCCUUUUCUUGAAAAGAAAAUUUGACAUUUCAUGUUUUACAUUUAUUCGCCUUAUUUUACAAAGUUAACUCGAGAUAUACUCUUCGUCAUUGCAAUUGAUGAAGUACGGUAAUUUUUACUUACUUUUCAGAUUAUAUCCGUUUAUGAAUCUCUCCUUCCAAGGAGCUUCCAAGAAGCUAUACAGGCCCUACAAGCACAAUGGGUGAUUGCUAGUCUGGUGUUGACUAUUGGUGUUGGUAUGUGGUUAAUUGUUGCAUCAUUACGACACUAAACUUAAAAUAAAGUUGAUCCUCUGAUAUAUCUCACUUGAUUUUGAGCUAUCAAUAAAGGGGUAUUUCAAGUUUGGUGUCAACGUGUUGGUAUCGGGCUAAUUUUUACAUAAUUGCAGCACCGAUUUUGAAAUAAAGCUGGUCCUCAAAUGGACCGCGCAUGGCUUUGAGGUUCAAGUUUGGUGUUGGUCUUUUCCCAAUUGUUUAAGUACAGAACCGAAUUUGAAAUGUCCUGGGAUGAAGUGCACUAGAUGUGAAGCUAAUUUGAAUCAUUUAUGUAAAUUCAAAUUAGAGGUUGAGCUGGAGAAGGCAAUCUAAACUGUGCUUCCAAAAACAAAACACAUAUCUUAAAAUCAUGCACCCGAUUUGUUUUCGUUUUUUUUUUCGUUGUCUUUCAUUCACCAUGAGAGCAUAUCUCUGUGAGUGUAUCUCUCUCUCUUUCCUGUAUCCUUCCUCCGUUAAAUGUCGGAGAUUGUGUAUGUUUGAAAUGCUAAUCAUUUUAUAAUACUGAUUGAUGAAUGUUUUAUCCAUUAA